AACUGAAAUCGAUCUAACCAAAUAGAAAUAUAUUCAAACAAUUUAUUCUGAUCUGAAUUGAUAAAAACCAACUGAGAAUAUUCAAAACACACCAUUUGCGUUUUAAAUCGUCUAACAUUUAAGUAUUGUCAAAACGUACAUGAUAACGCGACAACAGAUUAACUCUCUCCACGUUGUCACCCAUAUAUUUAAACCAGGAAAAAAUAAUCUUCAAUCACAACCAAAAUUGCCGCAGGCAGUACAAAAAAGCCUGUUUACUUUCCAACUCUUAUCAAAAACAUCCGACUAAGCCGCUACCGCCGCCGCAGGUUCCAAGAAAGCAAACCCCGGCAACACACACACACUGUAGGAUGUUCUACCCAAAAGCAGCCAGCAUCCAAGAGCUGCAAGUCACGGAGAACGCGAGACAUAUUUAUUACACUGCCCCGAGCCAUCGACGGCCGUUAAUCAAAUGUUGGUGCGCCAUUAAAAUCCGACGGAAUUGAACGAAUCGGGAAAUUGUACUGUUUUGGGUUGUGUGCGAUUCAACGGCAGAAGAGUUCAACUCCAAGGUCGCCGUUCGGGUGUCUUAUGCAAUCUGAAAUAUUGCCGAUGUAGGAUUAUCAGUUCAUGACCAUAGACACAAGCUUUCAUGUGGGGAAGAGUUAGGUUUUGCUGGAAAAAAUUUUGUCAGUCAUCAUUGGAGGUUUGAUUUGAAAACAUGUUCUGGAAUUUUGAGCAAGAGUAGAUAGUGGAUUAAAGUGGAACUAUGAAGCUAACAGUGUUUGCAAAAAUCUUAGUUAUUGUACUUGUAGCGUUAUUGAGCAAUGAAAUCGAUGGCUUCUUAACGUUUAAAUUAGAUUUUAGUAUGUUUGUUAUAACGUUAUGAUUCUGAACACGAGAAUAAUCGGUUUAAAAUUCGAAGGUUCGCUAUGGGCAAAGCAACAGACCCGGCCCAUCCAGGUUCCGUUGACGGCGAAGAUGAAGACCUACGCCGGGGAAGAGUGUGACCGGGUUUGCAGUGCCACCGAGGCACCUCGCAUUUGCUAUUUCAAGUGGAUCGCCGAGAGCUAUGCAGCGAUGGGAUCGGCCUGCAAAGAGUGCCGAUGGGGCAACCAUUCCGACUGCUUCCACCCGCAGUGCAUCACCGCCGACGGAAUGGAACGGAGCGUGGUGACGCUGAACCGGCAAAUCCCGGGACCCACGAUCGCCGUCUGUCGGAACGACGUCAUCGUGGUGGACCUGCUAAACCACAUGGAGGGCUCGGCCGGUGCGAUUCACUGGCACGGCAUGCACCAGAUGCAGACGCCCUGGAUGGACGGCGUUCCGAUGGUGACGCAGUGUCCGAUUCCGUUCGGGGACAUCUUCCGGUACGUGUUCAACGCCAGCGAGCCGGGAACGCAGUUUUACCAUUCGCACGCCGGACACCAGAAGGCCAACGGGCACUUUGGGUCGCUGAUCGUGCGGAAUCCGAGUGAUUUGAACAGAGAGUUGUAUGAUGCGGAUCUGACCGAGCACAUCAUUAUUAUCGCGGACUGGACGCUGGACAUGGCGGAGAAGUACGUUCCGGGGCUGCAAAGUAGCACCAUCCAGAUGGAUUCGAUUUUGAUCAAUGGAAGGGGAAGGCAUUUUGAUGAAGAAGAACAAGAGCUGCAACAGUCUCCGCUGACGGUUUACCGCGUAGAGCAGGGCAAACGCUACCGCUUCCGGGUAAUCAGCAGCGGUAGCCAGUUUUGUCCAUUUCAGUUACAAAUUGAACACCACAGGAUGCAAAUCAUUUCGACAGACGGUGGCGCUGUCCAGCCGCUGGUCGUGGACACGCUCGUUUCGACGUCCGGCGAACGGUACGAUUUCGUCCUUUCGGCAGACCAAAAACCAGGAAACUACUGGGUACGAGUACGAGCCAUCGGCUUUUGUGACAUCCAGCGGAAGGAGGAGUAUGCCGUCCUUUCGUACUCGCCACCGGCCGACGUCAGCGACCAAGAGUUGGCCUUUCCGACGGUGGAACCUCCCGGCUGGGACGAGCCGUAUCCGGUUGGUGUGAUCCUGAACCACCCAAACACCACCUGCUACCAGCCCGGGGAUCAGUCCGUGUGUGCCGCUGACCUGGAAUCCCACGAAGUUCACCGGGACGAUGCCCUGAUCGAUGCGAAGCCGGACAAAAAGUUUUACAUCGCAUUUGACACGUUCCAGGCGGACACCAACCUGCUGUUCUCGGAAAACGGAUACGUCCGCUACAUGACUGUGGCCCUAACGUUCAACAACAUUGGCAUCACGAAUAACAUCAGCAUGGUGAACUUGCCGUUUCCGCCGUUGACCCAACCGGACCUGCUGGCCACGGUGGCGGACCAAUUUUGCAACUCGACCUCCAAACCGGCCCGUUGCCUGCCCGACCGGGCCUGCUUCUGCACCCACCGGCUCCAGGUGGCGCUGAACGACGUGGUCGAGAUGUCACUCAUCGACGAUGCCGACCAGAUCCGCGAACUGUACCACCCGUUCCAUCUGCACGGCCACCGGUUCAUCGUGAUGGGCCAGGGCCAGGUGCCACCCGGGACACGACGCCAGGUGGACAAGUUUGCGUGGUUAAAAGCCCAAGCCCCCCGACGCGGUGGCAUGCCGGACAGCCAUAAUCCACCCUACAAGGACACCGUGUCCAUCCCGAGCCGGGGCUACACCAGAGUUCGGUUCCGCGCCGAUAAUCCAGGCUUCUGGCUGGUGCAUUGUCAUUUCGAGUGGCACCUUGGCAUCGGAAUGUCCCUCAUCCUGCAGGUGGGAGAUGUCGACCAGAUGAAAAAGCCCCCGCCCGGAUUCCCCACCUGUGGCCACUACAGACCGGACGCGGAGAGUAUUCUGGGAAUGGUUUGAAUAUUGAGUGCAGGCUUAAAUUGAGGACAGCUCGAAGCUUGUGUUGUGGGUUGUGAAAUUUAAUUACCAACGGUUAAUUUUAGUGAUGAAAAUAGAGUACGAUAAUUAAAUAAGAAAUUUUAAAAAUC
Molecule: messenger RNA, 2972 nt
Organism: Culex pipiens pallens (northern house mosquito)
Lineage: Eukaryota; Metazoa; Arthropoda; Insecta; Diptera; Culicidae
Exons: 8
Coding region: 865-2844 (659 amino acids)
Biological process (GO): iron ion transport
Cellular component (GO): plasma membrane
Molecular function (GO): oxidoreductase activity; copper ion binding
Source: RefSeq, a predicted model, not a curated record